Molecule: messenger RNA, 7312 nt
Organism: Podarcis lilfordi (Lilford's wall lizard)
Lineage: Eukaryota; Metazoa; Chordata; Lepidosauria; Squamata; Lacertidae
Source: the annotation of a GenBank genome assembly
UUUAAGUUUAAGCCAUUGAACUUGGAAACCCGGCGGCUACGGCCCGCUAAAAAGGAAGGCCCCUCCCCUCCCGCCGUUUCAUUGGUUGUGUCUUUCGGGGAAGGGCACGUGACCCUCCUCGGAUGUUUGGCGUCCACUCCGUGUGGGAGGCUGUAGGAGGGAAGUGGAUGGCGCUGCCAUCAGUUCACAAGUGCCUCCAAGUGAGUGACGGAAAGUGGCACCCCGAGCGGCUUCUGUCAGUGUCUAGAGAGACGCAUCCGGUUCACCUGAAGGCGGUGGCAGCUGGGCAGCUCCCGCUGUCUCACCGCAUCUUCUGCCCUUGUUCCAAACACACAACAGCCUCUCUUGUCCAUUGAGGUCCUCUGCAAAUUUCCUUCUUACUGCCGCACCCCGUCCACCCCGUGUUAUCUGCAGCGAGAGCCAUUUGGGUUGUAGUAUCUCACUUUAGGAAUAAUAAUAAUAAUAGUAAUAAUUUAUUAUUUAUACGCCGCCCAUCUGGCUGGGUUUCCCCAGCCACUCUGGUCGGCUUCCAACAAAACACUAAAAUACAAUAACCUAUUAAACAUAGGAAUUCCCUCUAAAUGUUUUCCUGGUGCCAAUUUUAGUUUUCUUUUUGGUGUUGGGCGACAGGCAAAGAACUUUCUAUUCUAGGUUAGGUUUUGCAAAUAUUUUGAUUAAAGGGAGAACGUCCUUAAAGAAGGAAAGCUAAAGUAGGAUGUUUUACACAGUGAGAACUAUUCCAUUGCACUAGUUAACUAACUGCAUCUGUUCCUAACAUAAGAAACAUUUUUUCCUUCCCUUUUCCAGCUCCAUCAAGAAAAUCAGUUGUUGCUUAAAAAGCUGAGGCAUGUACGCCUAAAAAACAAGCAGUUGGAAUACGAUUGGGCACAGUUACAAGAACAACUGCAAGGGCAAAAGAAGUUACUGCCUACUUGUGUCACAAAGAAAGAGUAAGACUAUAUCUUUGCUCCUUAGAUGUCCAUGUUCCCAGCUAAAGAUUGGGUUUAGACCCAGCCAGCAUAUCCAAUGGCCAGGGGGUGAUGGGAUCUAUGGUUUGACAAACCCUUGGUCAGGGAGAGCACAGGUUGUAGUUUGCUGUGCAUCAGGUUUGAAGUAAGGUUGCACUAUGCAGCCUGGGAAAUAAUUUUAAACACUCUUCAAAAUAUUUAAAUUUGAGUUUUGGGAGUGUUCAUAUGAUGACUCAUGAAAAAGGAUGUUUCUGGAUAGAUGGAUUUAUACUUUUCUCUUGAAGGAUAAAUAUUGAACAUUAAUUCCUCUUCUUGACUCAUUAGAUUUUUGGGGAUGAUUAGACAGAUAUUGUCUCCCAUGUGCAGCCAUGCUCUGUAAAUUGUGCUGGGUCUUCAAAUAGCUCAUUAUAUACUUCCACAGACUUCAUAGCUUUCUAAUGUACCUAAUGCAGACAGCCAUGAGAUAUUAUAGGAAAGCUGACUUAAGAAGCAGUCAGAAUCCAUAAUUGCUCUUAUGGUAAUAUUUGAUGUAGUACUUUAGGUAAUAUUUGCACAGUUUUUACAUUAAAGUACUCCUAAAGCAAGCCUGUGUGAGUUGAAGACAUUGAACAAGGAUUAUGUUAACAGUAGUAGUUUAUAUAUAAUAAUAAAAAUAUGGGGCAAGUAAAUUUACCAUUGAAUGAAUUACUUAUUCAUUGUCUGAAAAUGUGAUAUAUUAAUGCUUUUUAAGAGGUGGAAAUAUUAUUUUUUCUGAAAAAAAUAUUUGUCUGAGCAAAAAGAAACCCAUUUCACCAAAUGUAAAUCUUGACUGUCCAGCUGAAAAAAAUUAAUGAACAUAUAUAUUCAGUUCCUCCCAUAUACAUUUAUAUCUCAUCUUUUUCCAGUCAUACCCCAAAGCAGUGUACAUAUGGUUCCUAGGGUGUCUCCUAUACAGGUACUUGCCAGACCUAGACCUGCUUAGCCUCAGCAAACUGAUAGCCUUCAUACCAUGUUCUGAUGUGCAUGUGCCUUUAGACCAUGUGACCAUGUUCUAUGAUCAAUGAUAAUGUACUUUUUUGAACUUCCGUUAUCUCACUGCUGUUUUUCCUAAUAUAUCCAGAUGAUAAAAAUCAAAAUACAAGUAUGUAGCUUUUGAGGCCACAGAUUAUUUUUCACAUUAACGUUUUUAAUUGCUUCAGAAUAUACAAUUAAGAGAAAAAUGUUCAUGCUUGGGGAAGAGAUUUUAAGUUAUCAUAUUUGUUUAACUUAGUGUGCCAGUUCAAACAGAAAUCCACUUACCCCUUAAAGACGAUGGGUUUUAUCGUAAGGAACGUGAAGGAGUAAAGGAAAAUGCUAGGUAAGUUGUGCAAGUAUAGUUAGAUGUAUCUCUGCUAUGAAUCUGAUUCUUUGCAUAUUUACUUAAAACAUUAGUCCACUUGUGGUCAUGGAAAUGUAUUUCCAGUUAAGUGUGAAUAGUAUUGCAGCAGAGGAUAAAGAAAAACAAUUCCUCCUCAUUUUUCUUAAAUGAACUUCUGUUUUGGCAUGUUACAGUUUUGUCAGUGGAUUCUUUCAAUUUACUGCUGUGUGAGUUACAUUAUUUUCUCAUAAUGAACAGUUAGUAUCAGUUAGCAAAUCUUGCUUUUGUCAGCUAGGCCAUUCUAAAAUUGUGUCACCAAGUCCUCAGUUAGAUUCUUUUUACUCUAGAUCUCACUGGGGACAGUAGGGAAUUAGGGUUCCCCUUCCUGCUGCCACGGCUGUUAUUGCUAUAGUCUUUCUCAGAUCUGUAGAGUUGGGCAGGGAGUCCUUUUCUGCUGGUCAUGUCUCUAACUUCCCCAUCUCAGCUUCCUUCUGCUCCAUUCCCCAGCUGAGUUGUAGUCCUGGAAGUGUGGCCAGCGGUGAUAGGCCAAGGGCAGCCCUGAGUUUGUUGGUUCUUCGACGCCUCUCCCGGUAUACUUGCCUUUUCUCUUUUUUUUACUCACCAUUGUCACCCACACCCAGCCACUCCACCUCCAUAAACCUCAUCUUUCACAUCCUGGAUUUCAAUGUUUAUUAAAUCAAAUCAAAACAAAACAAACAUUUUGCAUGUAGUGAAUGGAAUCCACCAAGUCCUGCUGCCAGAUGCUGCCAGUUCUUUUCGGAGGGGUUUGAACAAGCAUUUCUAUAUCUGUAUUAGGAAAAUCAGCAGUUUAUUAUCAUUCUUGUCUGUUUGCUGUUCCAGAGUACUCCAGUUGUAUCAUAAUCUACAGAAAAGGUAUAAUAAAGAAUUAAAAACAAACCAAGGACAAUGUGAAACCAUUGCAAGACUUUCUGUAAGUUCUGGUCAUAUGAUUUCAUGUAAACUGUUACUUUAAAAGAAUGCUCAAGAUUUAGGGCUUGUCCACACUGGAGUUUACUGUGUGUUUUCAGCUAUUUGUGUUUCCAUCUAAUUUGCAUAGUCCUCAUAACAUUUCCCUCAAACAAUGCCAAUCUCAGUGAUUCCCUACUGUAAAUUAGGUUUUAUCUGAUAUGGGGAUAAUACAAUAAGUAGUGGGGUGUUAGGGGAGGAGUCUUCUUUAGGCUGGCAUUUUAAUGGCCAGGAUUAGUCAAGUGUUGGAUAAUUAACCAUAAUUUAAUUGGACAUUUUGUUUUUAUUGUGCCUUGUUUUAUUUUUAACUGUUACUAUAAGCUCCAAACUCUUGGGAAGCAUGGGAUAGACAUUAGCUUUUAGCAUCUGAUGUAGCAAAGGUGAUUUGCAUAAAGAAAAAAAUAAGCAAGCAGAUAUUUUAUUUAAAACAUGGCUGCAAGUUUAAGAUCCUGUGGGUUAAACCACAGAGCCUAGGACUUGCCGAUCAGAAAGUCGGCGGUUCGAAUCCCCGUGACAGGGUGAGCUUCCAUUGCUUGGUCCCUGCUCCUGUCAACCUAAUAAGAAUAAUAUAAUAAUAAAUUUUAUUUAUAUCCCGCCCUCCCCAGCCGAAGCCGGGCUCAGAGCGGCUAACAACAAUAAAACAGUACAAAAGUACAGCACAAACAACACUCUAAAAUCAUUCAUUAUAAAAUUAAUUAAUUCAAGCCACUGGCAACCAUUGGGCCAGAGCUCCGCGAAGAUUGCCGAGGGAGGGAGUCAGGCUGUGCCCUGGCCAAGGCCUGGUGGAACAGCUCUGUCUUGCAGGCCCUGCGGAAAGAUGUCAAGUCCCGCAGGGCCCUGGUCUCUUGUGACAGAGUGUUCCACCAGAUCGGAGCCACGGCCGAAAAGCCCUGGCUCUAGUUGAGGCCAGCCUAACUUCUCUGUGGCCUGGGACCUUCAAAAUGUUUUUAUUUGAAGACCGUAAGUUUCUCUGUGGGGCAUACCAGGAGAGGCGGUCCCGUAGGUACGAGGGUCCUAGGCCGUAUAGGGCUUUAAAGGUUAAAACCAGCACCUUAAACCUGAUCCUGUAUUCCACCGGGAGCCAGUGCAGCUGGUAUAGCACCGGGUGAAUGUGAUCUCGCAGCGAAGACCCCGUAAGGAGUCUCGCUGCAGCAUUAUGCACCCGCUGGAGUUUCUGGGUCAGUCUCAAGGGCAGCCCCACGGAGAGCGAGUUACAAUAAUCCAGUCUGGAGGUGACCGUUGCGUGGAUCACAGUGGCUAGGUCAGGGCGAGAGAGGUAAGGAGCCAACUGCUUAGCUUGGCGGAGAUGGAAAAAUGCCGCCUUUGUUGUAGCUGCAAUCUGCACCUCCAUGGAAAGGGAGGUGUCGAAGAUUACACCCAAACUCCUAACGGACGGUGCUGGCACUAAUUGUGCCCCCGCAAGAGAUGGGAGUUGCCCCCCCCAAUCCCAUAUCGUCCCGUCCCAGCCACAGGACCUCUGUCUUCGAAGGAUUUAGCUUCAACCGGCUCCCACGUAACCAUCCAGCCACAGCUUCCAAACAUCUGGUCAGUGUGUCUGGGGCCGAGUCAGGAUGGCCAUCCAUCAACAGAUAGAGUUGGGUGUCAUCAGCAUACUGAUGGCAACCCAGCCCAAAACUCCGGACAAGCUGGGCGAGGGGGCGCAUAAAGAUGUUGAAAAGCAUCGGGGAGAGUAUCGUAUCCUGAGGUACUCCACACACCAAGGAGUGGGGCGAUGACAAUUCCCCCCCAAGCGCCACCCUCUGUCCCCGACCAGAGAGAAACGAGCGCAGCCAUUGAAGGACUGUGCCCUGGAUCCCCACGUCGGCAAGGCGGUGGUCCAGAAGUUCGUGAUCGACCAUGUUGAAAGCUGCUGACAGAUCUAGAAGAAUCAGCAGCCCCGACCCACCUUGAUCCAGCUGUCUACGAAGAUCAUCUGUUAGGGCAACCAGAGCCGUCUCGGUCCCAUGACCAGCGCGGAAGCCGGACUGGGAUGGAUCCAGAGCCGAUGGACCUAGAAGUUCGAAAGCACCUCAAAGUGCAAGUAGAUAAAUAGGUACCGCUCCGGCAGGAAGGUAAACAGCGUUUCCGUGUGCUGCUCUGGUUCGCCAGAAGUGGCUUAGUCAUGCUGGCCACAUGACCCGGAAGCUGUAUGCCAGCUCCCAGCCAAUAAAGCGAGAUGAGCGCCGCAACCCCAGAGUCGGCCAUGACUGGACCUAAUGGUCAGGGGUCCCUUUAUCUUUUUUUUUAAUGGAUGAAAGGCAUUGUGUUUAGUGUUUGGACUUGCUUGCAUAGUGCAUUUAUUGGAUUGGAGCUGCUUGCACCCGUGCCAACAGAUGAGUGUAGCUGACAGCCCUGAAGACGCUUGUAAAAGUUCAGAUAACUGACACAAAAUGAACAAUAUGCAAUGUAUGACAUGUUGCAGGCAUAGAUUGAGUCAAUAAUAUUUCUCAUUUCCAUCUCACACUUGCAUCUUUUGAUUUUGAUGGGAAUCUGUCUCCUUUUCUCUCAUUUUUGUUGCUAGCUUCUGAUGCCAAUAAAGUUUAGUAAAGUGUGUAAAGUGUGCUUCCAAGGAUGCUAGAUACAAUAUUAAUUUAAAUGCUUAUUACAAAUACUCUAUUUUAUCAUAGAUUAAAAUUAAUGAUAUGGAACACCAACUUCACUUAGCAAACCAAAAGAUGAAGGAGCUGGAAAGUAAAAAGAUGUUACCAAAGGACAAAACUGAUCCACUACAGAAAAAAAAUGGGUCUUACAAAUGUGUGUGUAAAAAGAAGGGGAGCUGUUCUUGCAAAUAUUUAGGUAAACAUAUACUUUGUUAUCAUGUUUCUUCGGCAUGUUAUGUCUGAAUAAAGUUAUUAAAAUUAUAACUGAAACAGUAUCAACAAUAUCCAUGGAGGUUUCUAGCUAGCUGGGUUAAAUUCCAAUACUUUCUUUGAUACAGGGUGUUAUUAGAAAAGAAAAUUGCCUGAAGAUAUAAGCAUAUUUUUAAAAUUAUGAAUAUGUUACAUGAUUUUAUCUUUUAGUGAGCUCCUAAUGGUUUUUAUUGUACUAUAGACCAACUGCUUUUUGAGAUUCAGCGUCUGAAGAUGGAAAAUGAAUCAUUAUCUAAAGAAAGAAGAAUGUUGAGAAAUGAGCUUGCUGCGUUAGAUAAGGUAACUUUAUCAUUACUUAUUGCACAUUUAUAUCAUCUUUCUGCCUAAACAUCCAAGGUGAUUUAGUUUUCAAAUACUAAAACAAAUAAAUGUUAUAAAAUGUAAAGUGGGGGAGAAGGGACAAUCCGACUGGACAGGUCGCAGGAUAGGGGCAGUCCAACAGUUUAGGUUUAAUAAAUGAGCAGUUGAGGUAAUUUCUUUGACUGGUCUUUUUGAGUGUACAAAAAAACACACACCCCAAACCAACUGAGAAAUUAACUUAAAAAAUCUGUAAUCAAGCCUUCAGUACCACACUGUGAACUUGUCCAGAAGAUAAGCCCUCUAAUUACUUGUUGUAUAGGAUUUGGCACACAUUGCAGUUCACAAAAUCUUCCAUAGAUUAGAAUCUUGCAUCUGUUAGAUGUUGAGAGGAGUAAUAUUCCAAUCAAAUUAAAAUUUGGACUUUUCAUUAGCAAAUCAUGAGUUCUUGUAAAACUUUUUUUUAAAAAAAGAUGGUUUGUUUCCUAUAAGACUAUUUCAGUGAUGAAUACAAGAAUGGACAAACUAGAAAGUAGUACUUAAUUAAAAUACUGUGUGUGGUAUUACUUUUUAGGAUUUUUUUGAUGAAAUAGAAGAUCUAAAAUAUGCACUUCAAGAAGCCAUAAAACUUAAUACUCAAUAUGAAAAGUGUUUGAAACAACUAAGUUCAACAUAUGGAAUCACUUUUACAUCAACUUUAACAGCUGGUAGCCAUCGUGGAACUUUAAAUAAAUCGUGGAAAUAAAAUGUUCAACCAAGAUUAUGAAUAAACAGUUUAAUAUUGACUGUACUUUGUAAUAUUAACUUGCUUAUGAGGAAGGCACUUAUUUUGCAAUAAAAUCAUGACUUUGACC